Molecule: messenger RNA, 1920 nt
Organism: Melospiza melodia melodia
Lineage: Eukaryota; Metazoa; Chordata; Aves; Passeriformes; Passerellidae
Gene: CLRN3
Product: clarin 3
Exons: 3
Coding region: 100-783 (227 amino acids)
Source: RefSeq, a predicted model, not a curated record
GACUUUGUGCUGGGACAACCCGAGGAGGAAUCACCCUCAUGGUACACGGGACUCAAGGGAACCAAAUCCUCUGAACUGGGGGGAAAAAUCCGGGCAAAGAUGCCAUCCAGGAAGAAAACCUCCAUGUUCGCCUCUGCCUUUUGCACGUGUGUGAGCUCCUUCGUGGUGAUCUGCGUGGCGCUGGCCACGCCGCAGUGGGUGAGCAGCGAGGUUCGCUUCUCGGGCCUCGGCAGCACCGUCACCAUCAGCCUCACCUACGGCCUCUUCAGCGGCACCUGUGAGCAGUUCGUGGAUGCAGGGCUGCAGGUGUCCAAAACCAACUUCCAAGUCUCAGAGGCCCUGAGCAGCAGCAGCAGCAGGAGCCUGGUCGUGGCCACCAUCGUGAUGCUGGUGCUGGCCCUGCUCAGCUCCCUGCUCAGCGCUGGCUUCACCUGCACCAACGCUGUCAGCAACCCCUACCAGACAUUCCUGGGACCCAUCGGAGUCUACACCUGGAAUUCCCUCUGUGGAGUCCUCACCCUCAUAGCCAUGAUCCUUUUCCCUGUGAACGUGGAAGGGAACAGCCUGUCUGAAGAGCUGGCCCACAGCUGUUCCAGCUCCCUGCAGGACCACCUUGGAUCCAAGCACAACUAUGGAUAUUCCUACUGGAUCAUGCUGCUCGUCCUUUUCCUGAACAUUGCUUCUCUCAUCAUCAUCUAUUUCUACGACCACGCCAGAUAUUCCAAGAAGAAGGAGCAGGAAAGGCCCAUAGAGAAUGCACCAAAGGAUGUUAUUCUGUUUUAAGGACACCUUGGAAAAGGGGGUGUGAAGGACUUUAAUGUGGACUGCAAAUUUCCAUUUGCUCUGAACUGUGUGCAAACUUCAAUUCCCAGAUUGUUUUGAGGACACAAAAGCCUGGUUUGGUUUUGUGCCUUUGAGCAGGAAGAUCAAAGCCGUUGUUGUGCAAAGCCUGCAGACACCAGGAUCCCUUGGGAUGGGGAGAAAUGGUCACUGAGGUGCUGCUGCUCCCUCUUCUCCUUGCUCUGCCCAGGGAUCUCCUGCAGGUCUGGAGCCUCCUGGGCCUUGUGGCCAAAACCCACGGAGCACAGAGGUGGAGUCCCAUCCCAUCCCAGGGAUUUAAAGCCCUGUGGAGGUGGCACUUGGGGACACUGCUGGCCCUGGCAGUGCUGGGGAAUGGCUGGACUCCAUGGAUUUUCCAGCCUAAAUUACUCAACAGUUCCACGAGAGCAGAGAAGCCCAGUAUCUGCAGGUUAUUAACACACAGAAACACCAGGGAAAUCCUGCUUGUGCCCUGCCCAGAGCCAAGGGCAAGGCCGCACCUCGGGCAGGGGAGCCCUGCCCCUCUCCACAUGUCCCCAGGUGAUGAUUCCAGGGUGAUUUCUGGCCAGGGCCAUCCCCUUGCCCAGUCUGAGGAGUGUUUCAUGUGCUCACAAAGACACAGGGCUGCAGGACUGCCCAGGAGUGGGGCAACCACAGCUCCAUUCCCUUCUCACUCCUCCCAGGGAGUGGGCACUGGGACCUUGGGACAGAUCCAAAGUGCAAAACCCUGCUCAGAGCACGUGUUCAGCACUUCUGCCCCUUUGUCCCUCACCUCUGCAGCCAGGAGAGACUUUUUUUAUUCCUUUAAAGAGAAAAAAAAAGCCUUUUUUUCCUUUCCAGUGUGGUUUUCAGUCAUGUUCCACAUCUGUCCUGUGAUACGAGAGGUGCUCAUGGAGAUAAAGCAGCACUUUGAAGAGGGGCUGAGGAGAUUCAAGAGGUGAAUCCUCACUAUUUAUGUCACAAAAAUAAAGUUUGGAGAUGAAAGGAGCCAGCACUUUGUGCAGCUGAGCUCUUUCAAAGCAACCAAAGCAGAGGGAUUUCCCAUCUUCCGUCUGAGGGCAGAGUGGGGAAUAAAAUAAAAAUAAAAGAGGAUUUCUAAGA